AUGAAGCCGUUUGUGGUUGUUCUCCCUCUUCUCGUCGCUGCCGCUUCGGCUGAACAUGAUUUGGAGGAGCUGGAGCGUGUCCUGAGCCGUUUGGACCGUAGCGUUCAAGUCAACUUGAACAUCAACCUGCACUCCGCGCUACCCUCAUUGCCCGACAUUCUGGGCCUUCGCGAAGACGAGCCGCAUUUUGACGAAGAAAAUAUGCCGAGAUCACGAUAUGCCCGGCCUGCGUAUGGAACUAGGUAAAAGUUCCUUAUUUUGGCCACAACUUAUAACUUUGCGGAAACUGGUCGGAAUUAGCCCAAAUUUAGCGUGCACGCUCAGUUUAUCGUUGUCAAUGCCCGGACAGUGGAUUUAGUUAGUGAGGUACCUUCUUUUUUACGUACCACCUUACCCUUCAAAAACAGCUGCAGCCUGUGAUUUUACACUUUAUACGUUGAAACAUGUCCGGAAAUAAACUUAUUGCCUCCGUAUGGAACUAAAUGAGUCGUCACAGCCUUCGUAGGUACCCUUAAAACUAUAGAGCUAUUAUAGUAAUUCAGUGCCAGCUAGGUCGAAGCGUUUUUUUCCUAACUUUAGUGCCCAAGCUUGGGCGCAGUUCGCGGAGUACCUUUGUUGUGGCCAAAAUAAGGAACUUUUUCCGGCCGGUUGCGUAUAUCCCAUCACCACCGAAAGGACAGGUAGUGCUUCCUAACAUUACCUUUGAGGAUUUGAAUAAUCUGAGUAAGUCUGAUUUCUGGGGGUUUUAUGUUGAAAUAGUUUUUUAUUUGUUACCAAAAUAUUUUUGAACAGCCUUUUAAACUUUGUAUUGUACCAAAUCACCGGUUCCUCACCUUUUCAGCCCUCGGAAACCCUGUGUCUCGCCCAAGAAGGAACAAAGGCUACGACAACUUCUAUUUCCUUCCGUCCCGCGGAUGA
Molecule: messenger RNA, 918 nt
Organism: Bursaphelenchus xylophilus (pine wood nematode)
Lineage: Eukaryota; Metazoa; Nematoda; Chromadorea; Rhabditida; Aphelenchoididae
Source: the annotation of a GenBank genome assembly